AUGAGGACCUUCUUCAAUAUCGCAGCUUUUGCUGCCGGCUCCCAGGCACUCAUCACUCGUGGUGAUAGCUGCUGCUUCCAUUUAACCGCCUCAGGUGGUGCAUCUGGAUCUGUGGGACAGCUUAGUGAUGGACAGAACCGUAUUGGUGACAACAGUCUAUCCCCUGCAGAGUUUUGUAUCAACUCUGGUGCUAUCACUGAUGGCAAUGGACGCGGCUGCAUCCUCACACCACCCACUACCCAGCUCCAGUGUGACGAGGGUGCCACUCCCACCGGAGGCUUCUCUAUUGACUCCUCUGGCAAGCUAGAGUUCCAGGGCAGCUCCAAGUUCAUUGCCUGUGAGACUGGCCAGAAUGGCGGCUUGAACAUCUAUACAACCGAAAGCUCCGCCCUCAGCAAUUGUAAACCUAUCGAAUUGAUGGCCGACUCGUGCGCUGCCCCCAAGCCACAACCCACAUCUACAUCCACAUCCACUGCCGUUGCCACAUCUGCAUCCACUGCCAGUGCUACUGCUACUGCCCCUGCCACCCCUCCUGCUAAUAACGGCUGUCCCACUACUUUGACCUCGGGCAACUUUGAAUUCCCUCACUUGAUCGUCCCCAUUGACUCAUCCUCUCCCGAUACUGCCGCUGGCACCCAGUUCAAUGGCAAAGUGACCUCGACCGUCUCGAGUAUCUUCAACUUUGACAUCCCCCAGUCAGAUUCUGGCAAGACUUGCAGCUUAGUCUUCCUGUUCCCGAAGCAGGCAGACCUUCAGACCUCGUCAUUUACCUUCAGCGGCGAUGGCAAGAUCGAUUUUGCUGCGCUUUCCGGAAUUGCUACUAAGUCUACUACCUUCCACAACGCUCCUUCUGUCUCCAAGGAUCUCGGCACAAUCGCUGUCUCGCCUGGCAACCAAUAUGUUGUCUCUACCUUCUCUUGCCCCGCUGGCCAGACUGUCUCUUAUGAGAUGAAGAAUGCUGGAAGCACUAGUCUUGAGUUCUUCGAAGACUUUAACCCCUCUCCUAUUGGUUUGUUCAUCACGGUGUGCUAA
Penicillium subrubescens is the source of this 1032-nucleotide messenger RNA. RefSeq lists its product as uncharacterized. The record is from RefSeq and is a predicted model, not a curated record. The transcript is spliced from 3 exons. The coding region runs from base 1 to 1032 and encodes 343 amino acids. Lineage: Eukaryota; Fungi; Ascomycota; Eurotiomycetes; Eurotiales; Aspergillaceae.